GGAGGCCUUUAAAGGGCCUGCCCCGCCUGCAGGUGAGCGGUAGUGUGUGAGCACCAGCCUGUCCCUCUGCCAGACCACUCGGGGGCAGCUCCCUGAAGCUGUUCUGUUCCGUCUGGAGACUCAGCAGAUCCGUCUUUCAGAACUUGCUGCCGAGAGCCCUAACCAGGUGCCACCAUGCAGUGCUUCAGCUUCCUUAAGACCAUGAUGAUCCUCUUCAACUUUCUCAUCUUUCUGUGUGGCGCGGCCCUGCUGGGAGUGGGCAUCUGGGUCUCCGUGGAUGGACCGUCCUUCCUGAAGAUCUUCGGGCCGCUCUCAUCCAGUGCCUUGCAGUUUGUCAACGUGGGCUACUUCCUCAUCGCAGCUGGUGCUGUGCUCUUUGCUCUCGGUUUCCUGGGCUGCUACGGUGCUCACAGUGAGAACAAGUGUGCCCUCCUAAUGUUCUUCUUCAUCCUCCUCCUCAUCUUCAUUGCUGAGGUUGCAGCUGCCGUGGUGGCCCUGGUAUAUACCUCAAUGGCUGAGAACUUCCUGACGGUGGUGGUGGUUCCUGCCAUCAAGAAAGACUAUGGUUCCCAGAAGGAUUUCACCCAAGUGUGGGACGUCACCAUGGAUGGGCUCAAGUGCUGUGGCUUCAACAACUACACAGAUUUCGAGGGCUCACCCUACUUCACAAAGAUGCAAGGCUUUCCUCCAUAUUGUUGCAAUAACAGAGCCAAUGGCACAGCUGGGGAACCCUGCACCAGGGAGGAGGCCGAGAGCAAGGAUGUCCAGGGUUGCUUCAAACAGCUUCUGUAUGACAUCCAAACCAAUGCAGCCACCGUGGGUGGUGUGGCAGCCGGGAUCGGGGGCCUGGAGCUGGCUGCCAUGAUCGUGUCUAUGUAUCUGUACUGCAAUCAGAAAUAAGUCUGCUCUGCCCCGACCGCUGCUGCUGCUACACGGACUGGGAAGACAUCCUGGCCUUCUCACGUGGCCAUCAUCAGGGUGGGGGUAGGAUUCAACAGUUGUCACUUGGGCUGGAGAGUGCCUUCCCUUACUGCUCUGGACUAGGGGAUAACUAGGCAGCACCCCUCUUAGGCUGUGGCUGACUUUCCCGUCCAUUGGUGGAGUUGGGGCCUACCUGUUCUAGAGCCCCAAGGGUAGCCAGUUCUCUUGCCCAUUCCCCCAGCCUGUUCACUAAAUCCAUGAUCCCUGUACCCCACUGGGGGUUGAGAAAGGCUCCUUACGGCCUGGACCUAUCAGCAGAGCUGGAGUGGAUGUACAGAAGGCCUUCGGAUCUCAUAAACCAAUGAAAUGUU
Messenger RNA from Tupaia belangeri chinensis (Chinese tree shrew), 1292 nucleotides. It is a transcript of the gene TSPAN1, whose product is annotated as tetraspanin 1. The coding region runs from base 175 to 900 and encodes 241 amino acids. NCBI's taxonomy places the organism in Eukaryota, Metazoa, Chordata, Mammalia, Scandentia, Tupaiidae. The record is from RefSeq and is a predicted model, not a curated record. Gene Ontology annotation, cellular component: plasma membrane. The transcript has 8 exons.